Papilio machaon (common yellow swallowtail) is the source of this 1044-nucleotide messenger RNA. RefSeq names its product 39S ribosomal protein L44, mitochondrial (gene mRpL44). The transcript has 6 exons. Gene Ontology annotation, molecular function: double-stranded RNA binding; ribonuclease III activity. The record is from RefSeq and is a predicted model, not a curated record. Gene Ontology annotation, biological process: RNA processing. The coding region runs from base 73 to 1035 and encodes 320 amino acids. NCBI's taxonomy places the organism in Eukaryota, Metazoa, Arthropoda, Insecta, Lepidoptera, Papilionidae.
CCUCAAAAUAAUCUCAUUUUGACGUUUGUUUUUAUGUAUUAAAAUAGAAAUGUUUUAAACAAGUACACCAAAAUGUCCCUUCUAAGAAAAUCAGUUCCACUUUUAAGAAAUGCCGUUAAGUAUUUUCCUGGAAAAAUACAAGCACCAAAAAUUCACCGAUGGGUUGCACCAACGUUAGCAGAGUUUAAGAGACGCGAGAACAAGGCGGGUGGUAAAAAAAUCAAUCCGAGGAAUACAUUCCUGGAAUGGAAUUUAGAAGCAGAAUUAUUUGCUUUUGGAAAGCGACUCAAUGAAGAAUUCGACUCGGAUUUACUUUUACAAGCUUUUACAGAUAGAUCGUAUGUUAUAAAAGAAGAAAUGAAACAAAAGGAGCUGGAAUUUACCAUACAAAUGAAGGAUAACAGAGAACUGGCUGAAGAAGGUGACAAGUUUAUCAAGCAGUAUAUAAACUUGUAUUUAGAAGCUGUCUUACCGAGGUUUCCCUUGGAAGGUAUAGCUUCAAUUAAGGAACACCUUGUCAGUGAAGAUACACUUGUAAACAUAUCCCUACACCUUGGUACUAAAGACAUUAUCUUGGCAUCUGAAUAUCCAGUAGAUAACUUUACUUUAGCAAACACAUUCAAAGCAAUAGUUGGAGCUCUGUUAAGAUCAUCGGGUGAGGAAAGAGCAGCUCAUUUUGUUAGGGAUUUUGUUAUUACACAGUUACAAGGUAAAGAUGUAAACGAUUUGUGGAAGAUAGAAGAUCCUUGGUCAAUGCUUUGUGAGAUAAUUGAGAAGGAAGGAGGUAAAAUAGAACCUAGACUCAUUGGUGAGGUCGGAAAGAAUACAUUGCUAGCUUGCUAUAGAGUUGGACUUUAUAUAGACAAGAAAAUGCUUUCUUCAGGUUUUGGUGAAACUGUUUCAACGGCAAAAGAAAUGGCCGCAAUUGAAGCGCUUAAGAAAAUAUUUGGCACAGAAGACAGUAUGGCUCCAAUCAAUUUCAAACUGCAAGGAAUACCAAAGUCAAGUCAAAAGAAACAAAUAUCUGCUAAUUAAAUUUAAAUG